Messenger RNA from Osmia lignaria (orchard mason bee), 2629 nucleotides. RefSeq names its product endonuclease G, mitochondrial (gene EndoG). NCBI's taxonomy places the organism in Eukaryota, Metazoa, Arthropoda, Insecta, Hymenoptera, Megachilidae. Gene Ontology annotation, molecular function: RNA endonuclease activity; nucleic acid binding; single-stranded DNA endonuclease activity. Gene Ontology annotation, biological process: apoptotic DNA fragmentation. The record is from RefSeq and is a predicted model, not a curated record. Gene Ontology annotation, cellular component: nucleus; mitochondrial inner membrane.
AAUUUUUUUCCGGAGUUUAUUUAAUUUACUUGUUUACUUGUUUCAUGGAUACACAUUACUUACCGGUGAAUUUUCAGAUGCAUAUGAAUGUGUAAUUGUACAUACACCAUAGACUUAUGUAUAUAAAUACAUGUAAUAUAUACAGUAAGAAGUUAUAAAUUUAAAAAACUUUUUAUUAACUAAAAACUUAACGUUUAAAAAAUGAUAGAAGUAACAAGAAUUAUCUUGAAAAUGAGUGCUGUGACCACCAUAGGCUUUGGUGGUUGGUUUUUGGGUAAAUAUUCGGAACAGAAACGAUACUUGAACGUAGCAAAAGAAGACGAUGGAUUGUGUAAUUUUUCAAAUACACCUGUUAAAAAAAUGCCUGGUUUGCCUUUAUUUGGAACAGUUUCUGCGGCAACUGCAAUUGUUCCCACAGAAACUGAAAUUGAUAUGGGUUCAAAAUUAUCAGCAACAGGUAAAAGGGUGUCUGAAAUUAUGAAAUAUGGAUUUCCUGGAUUGGAUCAAGUCAGAUCUUAUGAUGACUUUGUUCUAUCUUAUGAUAGAAGAAAUAGGGUAGCACAUUGGGUAUUUGAACAUUUGAAUAGAGAAAGAUUAAAACCUAAUGGUGAGAUAUCACGUGCUAAAUGUGAAUUUAAACCUGAUCCAAGUAUACAUCCAUUUUUCAGAGCUGAUAACAGUGAUUAUAAAGGUAGUGGAUAUGAUCGUGGGCAUUUAGCAGCUGCUGGGAAUCAUAAAUUUUGUCAGGCUCAUAUAGAUCAGACAUUCUAUUUAACAAAUAUGGCACCACAAGUAGGUCAGGGUUUCAAUAGAGAUUCCUGGAAUAGAUUGGAGAAAUAUGUUAGGCAUUUAACUAAAUUUUAUAAGGAUGUAUAUGUUUGUUCAGGUCCUCUCUAUUUACCAAAAAUAGAAUCUGAUGGAAAGAAAUACGUGCGAUAUGAAGUUAUUGGUGCUAAUCAUGUAGCAGUACCAACUCAUUUUUAUAAAAUAGUUGUUGGGGAAACACAUGAUUCAAAACUAGAAAUGGAGGCAUUUGUAAUGCCAAAUACUCCUAUAGAUGACAGGGUUCCUUUAACAAAUUUUCAGGUACCGCCAGAGAGCGUCGAACGCGCAGCUGGACUUUUAUUCUUUGAUAAAAUCUCACGCGAUAAAUUAAAUAAAAUAAAUGGAAGAAAAGUUAGAUAAUUAUAAUGCAAAGUUAGAAAAUUGCAGUAAAUGUUUUGAUAUAAUUAUUUAAAAUGUAUCAACUAGUUUUAUCUUCUAAUCAAUUUAAAAAUAGAAAUUUUGCAAUAAUACUUUUAUGUAUUAUUGUAUGUUUAAUCUUGUAUAGGUGUACGUUUUAUUUAGAAACAAUCAUUGUAUAUUAUCAUAUAGUCUUUAAAAUACACAUACGCACUAAAUUUUCGUAUUUUUAUAAAGCAGUUCAAUUACUUUAGUCUCUAUUUUAUGUCAUCUUAUAAAUAAUACUGAAAUGAAAUAUUUAAAUUUUUAUUAUUUUUGUACAUUCAGCAAUUAUUUACAUACAAUAUUGCAUGUUGUCACAUCUUGUCAUAAAAUAAGUAUUCACAUGAAAAGCGCAUGCACUCUUAUUUAGGUAUUUUUCUUAGUAUCCAAAGUUUCAGUCUUGAAUAAAACAUUUAUGAUAUUUAAUUUAUAGUAGAUAUUGAACAAGGAUUAUUUUUCAUAAUUUACGAUAAUGCAAUACAGUCAUUUUUAUCUUUCGAAAUAUAAAUUAUUCACAUCAUAAAGGUCGUAUUUGUUUUUUGAUUGGUACUUCGUUAAAACAUUUUCAUAUUACAUACGCUGCGUUUCUUAAAAACUUUGUCAUUUGAUAUUAAAAUUCAAUGUAACGAAUUUUGUAUUCGUUUAAGAGAAAAUAAUGAUACAUUAAAAUUAAUAUAUUUAAGACAGACGAUACAUCACUUUUUUCAUUUCCGUAAAGAACAAUUAUUUUGUUGUUACCGAAGAGAAACGAUAUUUUUAUUGUUUAUGAUUAGUAGACGAGAAAAAUUCUCGCUAUUACUUUGGUCGUGGUAGUAAGUGGUUACGUACCAAAUAAUAUUCGUUAUUAAAUACUAUAUCCAUAUAAAAUGCUAAUGGUAAAAUCGUUAAUAAUUUCAACUUAUACUCUAAUUUAUGUACAAAAUUAACAAGCACGUUGGUACUGGGAAACGUACAAACGCACGAACGACAAUUAACCACCAUCUACGAAAUUUUUACAAAGUUCCGUUUAUCUUUGUAAUAAGUCGUAACAUUACUACGAUUUCAUAAUGAUAUCUAUAUAUUAUAGUUGCCUGGUAGCUAGCAAGUAAAAUAAUGAGUAACGAAUACCAUUAUGCUUUAGAGAUCUCAACGUACACAUCUAUGUUUAACGCGUUUCUAAAAUGCACACUUGAAAUUCUUUUAUAUUCAUUGCUUAUAAAUAACAUUUUCACGUAGGAUUGAUUAGGCACUAAAAUGGACGGGUCUCGUUGCUUAGGAGCUUUUCUUGAGUAUUGCUUGCAAGUUAAGGACACUUAACGAAGUUUUAAGUACACUUUGUGUAGUUACAUUGAUUCAUGAAAAUCAACAAAUUUGGUAAUACACUGUUCAGUGCUGUAUUCGUUCAAUAAAGCUCCUUAAUAAUCAA